UUCUGAAUACUUGCCGUAGUGUUACAGUGACUUUCUUUCCGCCGCCAGCUGUUCAGAACCAGCUGAUGGACACCCUGCAGAACGUCGCCGCCUCUCAGGAAGGACUCCACAGGUUCCUGAUGGGCGGCUCUCAGCUCAAUCUGUCCGGCUCAGACACCACCACCGUCGAGGGAGAGGUGCCUGAAUCAGAGAGAAACAGUAACAUGGUCUUCUUCACCCGCAGUGUUGUGGCUGCUCUGAACUCCGGCAACAACACGCAACUGGACGCCAUCCUCACGGAGAUCAAGGGCCUCAAUUUCAACUUCAAGAAAUACUUCCACUCGGUGGCGUGUCCCGAGCCCUUCAUGAACCUGGGCGACGAGUGCUUCAGCUUCCAGCUGGAGGACAAGACGUGGGCGGAGUCACACCAGCGGUGCCUUGAGCUCGGCGGUGACCUAGCCAUCCCCAAAAACCUGACUGAAGUGCGACUUUUCAUCAACGCAAACUUCCCCCGUAAGAACCGCAGGAACUUUUGGCUGGGAGGAAUUGAGAACAACAAGGUGUGGGAGUGGCUGUCCGGAGACCCUGUCCACCCUGCACUCUGGCACACCAACGAGCCCUCAGGAAACGGCGACUGUCUGGCGAUGUUUGAUGGGUGGGAGAGGCCACUCAGUGACUUCCCGUGCGAGAACGAGCGACGCUCCAUCUGCGAACGCGUCAUGCGAAACUAGACAGCGUUCCCCUACUCUUCGUCAUAUUGCUUCUCCUCCUCAUUCCUCAACAGGUGUGUCUUCGAAGGAGUCGAGUUGAUAGAAAGCGUGUUCUUGUCCUUUGUCUUGAUAGUGUGGUAACAGUACGAGAAUAACCUCACUUAGUGGUACAAGUUGUUCUCUACUCUCAAGCACUUAUGUAGUGUUAAUUAAAUGUAAUGUAAUGCACCUAGACACCAGAAAGUGUUUUUAGGAAGUACAUACUCAAGUGAAAUGUUGCUGAUGUAGUUUUAUUAGUGUUUUACAUGGUUAUGGCAGUGGUAAACUAGUUGUUGCUGUAUUGUGUUAGUAGUGAUAGUCAUGUGUGUGUGUGUGUGUGUGUGUGUGUGUGUGUGUGUGUGUGCGUGCCCGGACGCAAAGCAUAAACUGUAGCAGCUGAAGCAUCUAGACUUGAUCUAAUAAAACACACGAUGCCUAUAAACGCAAACAAUGAAAUUAGAUCAGUGA
Messenger RNA from Scylla paramamosain (green mud crab), 1196 nucleotides. Its product is annotated as C-type lectin domain family 6 member A-like. Lineage: Eukaryota; Metazoa; Arthropoda; Malacostraca; Decapoda; Portunidae. The record is from RefSeq and is a predicted model, not a curated record. Gene Ontology annotation, molecular function: signaling receptor activity.